Penicillium argentinense is the source of this 3162-nucleotide messenger RNA. RefSeq names its product Na+/H+ antiporter Nha1. NCBI's taxonomy places the organism in Eukaryota, Fungi, Ascomycota, Eurotiomycetes, Eurotiales, Aspergillaceae. Bases 1 to 3162 code for a protein of 1053 amino acids. Gene Ontology annotation, molecular function: sodium:proton antiporter activity. Gene Ontology annotation, biological process: proton export across plasma membrane; intracellular potassium ion homeostasis; regulation of membrane potential. Gene Ontology annotation, cellular component: plasma membrane. The transcript has 2 exons. The record is from RefSeq and is a predicted model, not a curated record.
AUGGCGUGGGAACAUUUAGAUAUCGAUAAGCCGCAUCUGGCGUAUAUGAUUCUGGGUGGUUUCACAGGCCUGUUCAUGCUGUGCUCCCUCUUCGUGAAGGAGAAGCUCUACAUUGGCGAAGCCACAGUCGCCACCCUUUGCGGUAUCAUCUUCGGUCCGCAUGCUGCCAAUCUAUUCAAUCCCCACGAAUGGGGAAACAUCGACAAAAUCACCCUUGAGUGCUCUCGCAUUGUCCUGGUCGUGCAAUGUUUCGCCGUCGGUGUCGAAUUGCCCAAGGCCUAUAUGGAACGCCAUUGGAAAUCGGUUACCCUGCUGCUGGUCCCGGUCAUGACCUGGGGUUGGCUCAUCACCAGCCUGUUUAUUUGGUGGAUGGUGCCGCCGCUCAACUGGCUAGAAAGUCUUGUCUGUGCUGCCUGUGUCACUGCCACCGAUCCCGUCUUGGCAUCGUCCGUCGUCGGUAAGGGCAAAUUCGCCAAGCGUGUGCCAAAGCAUUUGCGAGACCUGCUUUCUGCCGAGUCUGGCUGCAACGAUGGCAUGGCCUUCCCCUUCAUCUAUCUCUCGUUCUACAUUUUGCGGUACCGGCCUCAUGCAAACGAGGUGUCACUGCAUUGGUUCUGCGUGACCGUCCUGUACGAAUGUAUCUUUGGCGCCAUUUUCGGCUUCACCAUUGGUUAUCUCGCCCGCCAUGCCAUCAAGCUUGCCGAGCGCAAGGGUCUCAUUGACCGUGAGAGUUUCCUGGUGUUCUACUUCGUCCUGGCAGUCUUCUGUGCCGGUUCGGGUAGUCUACUCGGCAUGGAUGACUUGCUGAUUGGAUUCUCGUGCGGUGUGGGCUUCAGUAACGACGGUUGGUUCACAGAGAAGACCGAAGAAUCGCAUGUUUCCAACGUCAUUGAUCUGUUGCUGAACUUGGCUUACUUCGUCUACUUUGGAUCCAUUGUCCCUUGGGAGGACUUCAACAACCCCAACAUUGGUCUUGUGCCAUGGCGGUUGGUCGUGAUUGCAUUAUUGGUCAUCUUCUUCCGUCGUAUACCUAUCAUGCUUCUGCUGAAACCUAUCAUACCAGACGUCAAAACAUGGCGAGAAGCUCUCUUCGCUGGCCAUUUCGGUCCCAUUGGUGUCGGUGCCAUUUUCGCUGCCAUCCUUGCGAGAGCAGAGUUAGAGAACGAUAGCACACAGCCCUUGCCGGAAGGUAGUUUGCCUACGCCAGGGGAGCCGGACUACUAUGUCAUCAGGCUCAUCUGGCCAAUCACCACUUUCAUGGUCAUCUCGUCUAUUCUCGUCCACGGAUCUUCGAUUGCGGUGUUUACUCUCGGCAAACGAAUCAAUACCCUGACCGUGACGUUGUCAUACACCCAGGCCAACGAAGAAGGUCCUUCUUGGAUGAACCGUCUGCCUCGAGUCCAGUCAAUUGCCAAGGGAUCCAUGUCUUUCCGCAAAGCAGACGAGUUGGAUUCCUCCGACGAGAGGCUGCCCGAAUACCCCCUGGAACCUUGCCUCCUAUUGGUCUACCGAAUAACUUCCUUCGUCGGCAGCGAGACGAGGAUAGCGAAGUGCAAAGUACCCAGUCCGCUCAGCCCAAGCCUAUGCGCCGUCGCAAGCGCCGCAAGCAUCCCGCUGGAACUCGAAGAGCGGGAUGCUGUCGAUCGUGGUGCCUCGCCUCCUAAUGCUGAGCGCGAGCGCUUUGGCCGUGAACCCGAGAUGGAAGUCUUUCAAGAAGGUCAUCACAUGGUCAUCGAAGAUGAAGAAGGAAAUGUGCUCAAGACCGAGGAUACCACUGAUAUGACCCCUGAGCAGAAGAAGCAACACAUCGAGGCGCAGCGCCAGCGACUGGAGAAUGACACGACUGGGGAGUUUGCUCACUCUGCUAGCCACCCUCACGAGAAGAACGAAGGCGAGGAGGCGCAACAGGCUGUCGGCGCAAAAACUGGCAUCUCAUGGGACAAGGCCCGCAAGUGGAUAGGGCUUGGAAAAGAGAAGAAGGAGACCACGCCCGAGGAAUCCAAGCCUCCAAAGGCCGAGCCUCCGAAGCCAAAGCAUCGCUCCGCUCAUGCUUACCAGUUUGGCAAUACCAUUAUUGUUGAGGAUGAGGAUGGCGAGGUGAUCAAGAAGUACACCAUUCCCUCUGGAGACAAGCCGCCCAAGCCCAAGCCCAAGCCUGAAGAGCAAGUGGCGGCUCCUCCAGGCCAUGCGCCGAUCAGACGUGGUCUGACUCGUAUGGGUACCUGGUUCGGAAUGGAGGAGGAAGGCGAGUCGUCCCAGGCCGGUCAGAAGAAGACCAAGCCCGCCCCUAGGACCGAAACCGAAGACUGGGCCACCGAUGAUGGUCUGCGUUUCACUCUGGCACAAAACCUGGAUGUCAGCAGUCACGGCAUUGGACACAAGGGCCGCCGCAUGAAUAAGCAAGAGUUCUUCCAGCAGAUCAAGGGCUUGGAUGCUAAGGCCCGACGCGAUGUGGUCCAGCAGACCGAUGCACCCGCUCCGGUCAAGCAAGCAGCCAAGGAGGACGCAAAGCAAGAGGAACGCAAGGACAGCCGUCUCUCAGCCGCCGCUGCAGCAACAGCCGCCGCCACUACAGGCGCCAUUCCUGAGGAAGAUGCCGAGGACCUCGAGUCCGUCACCGACAACGAAGCCAGUGAGGAGUCCGAUGGCGAUGUUCCCGGCCCCGACGUGGCCAGCUCUCUCGCCAGGAUCACUCAAGGUAGUUCAGCCCAGGAACGUCGUAGCAACCUCAGCCCUGCGCCUCGUGUCCGUUCCCGUCGUGAUUCCGACGAUGAUGGAACUGAGCGUAUCCCUCCGUCACGUCUCCGCCAGGCUGCCGGUAUCCCAGCUCCAUCCCGUCAAUUGGACGACGAUACUGGUGAGACACCUGCCGAGCGUCGCCGUCGUCUCGCUGCCUUGGGCCAAGCGGAUAACGACGAUUCCGAAUCUGAGGGUGACGAUGCUAUUGAGGAGGACUCUGAAAGCGAUGAUAACGGCGAGGAGCAGGAGCGCCAUGCAUCUACUUCUUCUAAUACCAAGAUCCAAUUUGCGGAUGUGACCAGUCCAUCGAAUGCUAGCCCCAGUGGCGAGCAAUCAUCUUCUUCUGGCUCUGGCUCUGGUCGCUUCACCCCCGGCCACCGUCCGCGUGUCUCGUGGGGAGGUGAAAAGGGACGUGACCCAUGA